Molecule: messenger RNA, 4650 nt
Organism: Metarhizium robertsii ARSEF 23
Lineage: Eukaryota; Fungi; Ascomycota; Sordariomycetes; Hypocreales; Clavicipitaceae
Exons: 7
Coding region: 1-4650 (1549 amino acids)
Source: RefSeq, a predicted model, not a curated record
AUGAUUACGCCGCAGUGGGAUCAAGGCUUCUUUGACCGUCACCAAGAAAAUCAUCAGACGACCAUCAUCCUGGAUCGCAUCUGCGACCCGACGACAGACUUUUCAACUGCGCUCCAAAACGACGUUGAGGCCGUUGACCCUGGCCUCCUUCUUUUCCUACGGCAGAUAGAACGAAUCCACCUCAGGCUCUUCACUUCCUCCUCGGAUGGCGUACCGGCCAUCUCAAAACGUUUUCAUCGCGUCAAUUGGACACCCAAUUCUGGCUUUGUAUCGCUCAAAGACGAAGAUGCCGACACAAGACGCAACCUGUACAAACACCUAUUUACUAUUGAUUGUGACGGGACCGAGACACAACGUCGAGGCAUUACAAAUACCGACAUUGUGCUGGCAUUUCCUGUGAAGAAUAAAUCAGGCAGGUACGUGCCGUUGAUACAGAAGACAAACUUUGUAUUUGCAUAUUUGCCUCUCGGCAAUUUUGGCUUCAGGUUUGUCAUUCAGGCAGAUUUCCUCACCACGUCGAAUCGGCAAUCAGUCGACGAAGACAGCUCCUGGAACAAAAACAUUGCACACGCGAUUCCACGGGCCUUUGAAGCAGCCAUUGGCAAGUUCAACGGAGGAGACGCCAAAUUGGACGAGCUAUCAAAAAAAUGGCCACUUUACCUUGAUAACAACACCAGUGGCCUGAGUGCGUACUGGCGCAGCAUAACGGAAAGCAUAAAGAAGCACCUUCGUGGAGCGAUCGUCAUCAAGGACCGAACCGGUAGUGUCAGAAAGCCAAAACACCUAAUGUUCUUGGACUGGGCACAUGACAGCAAUGGUGAGCCGAUGUUUGGGCAGAUGUGCGACUACGUCUCCCCCGAUUAUCCCGAACCAGUCCGCGAAGCGCUUUUGUCGCUGGGCGUCUCUGCCCCUAACUGGCGAUGGGUGUGCCACAGGCUCCAAGAGCUCCACGAUGAAAGCUUGCUUCACAUUAGGGGGCGAAGCAAGGAGUGGUACUCGGAUCUCGCCAAGGUGAUUCUCGGGCCACAGGAGCCCUUGGAUCAUACAAAGUAUGCCAGAGACUUGAGAACCAUUCCCCUGAUUCCUCUGGCCGAUGGUACCUGGAGGUGUCCCCCUUCUGAAUGUGAACCAAUCUACUUUCCGUCAAGCUUGGGCACGACCAUCCCCCCUGGACUGCCACUAUCCCUGGUCGACGCAGAAGCUUGCACUUGCCCCAAGAGGAGAAAGCUCUUUGGACUCCUUGGGGUAAAGGAUUGUGAUGCCCCUAAUGUAGUCGAGCGGAUCAUCAACUACCACAUCAACUUUAGGUUGGCAAAGCCUAUCCAUCUUAUCGCUCAGCUCAAGUACCUCUACAGGAUGCAGGAGCACCUGCGGCCAGGUGACAUGGACAAGGUAUACUUUGUGUGCUCUAAUAGCGAGGGCUUGCGAAGAGGUACUUCGACAUAUGUCGACACUUCCAUUAGUGGCGAGCUACAACAACUUUUCUCCGGUUACAGCGAGGCAUACUUUCUGGACAGCCGCUACUUUGCAGAAUUCGGUUCUUCUGAUAGAGAAAAGCUGGCAGAAUGGCUGGCAGAUACAGCCGGUGUGGCGUUGGUCCCUCGCUUCAAUGUCGCUUCUGGGCUGCACAGGGAUUUCAAAUGGUUGCUGAAAAGAAAGAGCAAUCAGAUCUUGGCUAUCUUGUAUCAGUACUGGGACUGUUACAAAGAGAACUUGACGAACGCGGCAAAUCCCGGCUUCAACAACCAAAAAGAUGUUGACAAGUCACGACAGCUUUACCUGGCAAUCCAGUCGCGAGCUUUCUCGCCUACCGACGAGAGGAAGGUCAAGAAAGCGUUUGGUAAUCAACUUGUAAAUCUCCCAAACGACGAGUAUAAGCGCCUGAGGAGCUGUGUGUGGCAUGGGCCCAAGGACCUCUUGUCCAAGCCUGCCUUGUACCCAGUCUACGGCCAUGGACUAGACCGGCUGUUUCGAGAAAUCUUAGAAGUACCAGACGCUACGUGUGCUGAAACUCUAGAAUACCUCGAAACGCUUCGGAAUAACGAGUCGACGACAAUGGCAGAUGUUGCUGAAGCCUAUGUGUUUCUGCAAAACUACCACGCAGACACGUUCAGCGUCGAUGACAAGACGGCCUGCAUCGCCGUGCCUUCAUCGGGGUCUGCCCUCGAGUGGAAAACGCCAGCUCAGUGCGUGUGGGACGAUGAUGAGUUUUCGCAGAAUGGACUCGAGCUGGAGAGCAAGAUGUCCAUUCGUAGCACCAUAGAGAACCAUGCGCCCACGGCAAAAGCCUUCUUCACCAAACUUCUCAAACUCCCAAACGCUGGCAUCCGCGAACUCCUCGCCGACUUGGCACUGAUGCAGGAAACGAAGCGCGAUGCUCCGAAGCGAGUGUAUCGACUCUACGAGAGAGUUGAAAGCUGCCGGCGCAGCUGGCCAGAAAGGAUAAGGCAUGUGUCCACGCCCAGAAUGCGCCAAGUAGCUAACCGUUUGGACAGAAAGGCUUUCAAGAAGAGACCCCUCGUUUUUCUCCGCGGUAUGAACGACCAAAAUAGCCAAUGCGUUUCAAUCGAGGACUGCAUCUGGACCAGGUCGGUUCUGUGGUACAAGCAUGCCCUCAUGCCUUCGUUGAAUCAGUAUCGCGGUCUCUUCCGAGACGCCUUGGAAGUGCCGAAUGCAACCAUGGAUAUGCUAGUCACUGAACUGCUAGAACCAGCAAUGGACAUGGAAGACAAAGACGGAUAUCAGCACGUUAAGGAGCUGUUGCAAGAAAUUGCUCGCCUGCGGCCGAAUGGUAGGGUGCUAGAACGACUGGAUGGCAAAGACUGCUGGCCGUGCCGAACGCCAACGUGUUUGCAUGGCCUUUGCUCGAUGGGAAGUUUCUACGUUAACGACCGGCAGGAUCUGUUUGGCAUCUUUACUAAAACCCACACCUUUCUCGACUUCGACUUUAACGCCUCGAGAAAGCUUGCAGAUUUGCUUUGUAAUCGAGGUUGCGACUCGUUUCUUUCCGAGAAAGUUUCUACAGAGAUAGAAUUUAGCGAACCCCUAGAACACGAUCAUGACCUUAUGCAAGACUUCCGACUUCGUGCAGAUGCACUUGUAAAGUACUUUGAGUAUGCCGAGUGCGAGUCACCCUACGAGCUUCGACCGCUCCUAGAAAAUGUUGAAGUCUGGAUGAGUGAAGACAUAGAGACGCACUAUACAUUGGAAGACACUACCGUGACGAAGAGCGGAGGAGGUUCCGGUGUAAAGGUUAGUAUUGGAGUAGGCAAGACUCCCAAGCUAGAUAUUUACGUCUCCACAAACAAGCAUGUGCGCUCCUGUGCGCUCAUAACAGACGUUCCAAAACAGCUUGUGGAAGCAUUAAAGCUUGAACUAGCCGAUCUCUCAGAUCUUCAUGCCAUCCUGCAGGUGCCACCCGCCUCGUUGGAGGCCUUGCUAAUUAAAAGAGGCAUCACUGGCGGGGAUGCAUCAGACGAUGACAAAGAUACUUUGGUGGCACAACUGAUUAACGAAGACUGGCAGAUCCAGAGCGAUGACAGCUCUGGUAAUAAUACUGAAGAUGCAUCGACGACGUCUGCCAGCAGUGUUCGCCCGGAUUCUGCCAGGUCGGCCGUUAUCGAGUAUACGAGUGCUUCUGCAGCAUCCAGGGCUACACAUACGACUCAACGAUCAAAUGUGCAUCAUCGAUCUAGCUUUAGACCGACCACUCCCAGGCCUGACUCGCAGGAUCCUCUGCAUGAACCUGCACAUGAGAGCCCGACUGAGCGACCAGUCACAUCCCGUCGUACAGCCGCUGGUCUUUACAACAUAUAUAACCGGAGGCGGAACAUGGAGCGGCUUCAAAGCUUCGCCCAAAACGCGAACCCUACAUCGCAUCGACCCGAGAGGUCAAACAGGCAGUCUGGGAGCAGUGGAGGCGCUUUUAACUUGAGCAUGUUGAGGGAGACUCUCGAGGCCGCUGGGCCUGCUCCAGUAUCGAUGCUGGUCCCGGUCGAUCCUUACCGGCGCCGACGAACAGUGCUGAUUCCGAAUCGUAAUGACGAGGAAAUGGCCCGUGACUUUGAAGUCGGCUUUCUGGGAGAACAGUUUGUAAGUGCCCUGGGCGCCGUGAUUUGCUACAUCUGUCCAGGUCAGAAGCUCACGCUGGUCGAGGUAUACACCUUGCUACACGAUACGCUCGAACUACCCGACUUCACGGGCGAGGACAACUGGACCAGCUCGCUGCGCUCUCGGGCUGGCUUCCCGACCUUCGGCUGCGAGGUGUCAGAUUUUACCUAUAAGGAUACUCAGGGCGCGCUCACCAGCUACUUCCUACAGAUGCAGCACCCAAGUCAAAAGCACAACGAGCCGGGAUCCCAGUACCACCUUCUAUUUGAGUGGCGGUCAGUACAAGUUGGUAGGUUUGUCAAGUCAUGGAGCAACUCCGCCGACUUUUGGGCUAACACGGACCAGGCAAAGAAGCUGCGGGUUACCUCGGCGACGCCGUCAGAGGUCUACGUCAUUCUGCGCAUCUCGGGCUUGGAUGCAUUGGAAGAUGGAGCGGGACACCGACCAGAGUGUAGAGUGUAUCUAGAUCCUUACACUCGCGGCGAGGAGGGCAUACUGGACUUUGUUGCACCCACCUAUGCCGUUACGGCUACUACAUAG